AUGCCUGAGCGCACAGCCGCCUCCAGGCUCCGGCUCUCCGGGCUGUGCUUCCUCCUCCAAAUCCUCAACAUCCUCCUCUUCGCCGUGUUUGUGCGGUACAGCACCGAGGGCAGCCCCGGGCAGUGCCCCUGGCAGCUGAACUGCAGCAGGAGAAUCCAGGACUCGGGUUUCCAGCAGCCCCGUUUCCAGGAUUCCCACGUCCAGGUGCUCCUCAGCUUCGGGCUCCUGGUGGCAUUCCUCGGCCGCUAUGGGCCAGGCAGUGCAGCCAUCAGCAUCCUCAUCAUAGCCUUUGCCAUCCAGUGGGCUCUUCUCAUCCAGGGGAUCCUUUACUUCUUCCUCAAUGGCAAAAUUUACGUGGGAGCUCAGAGCAUGGUCAGUGCUGACUUCUGCACUGCAGCUGUUCUGAUCUCCACUGGAGCUGUUCUGGGCAGGGUAAACCCUGUCCAGAUGCUGCUGCUGGCCCUGCUGGAAGUCAUCCUGUGCACUCUCAAUGAAUACAUCCUGCUCAGUCUCAUGGGGGUAAGCGACAGUGGACGCUCCUUGACUGUCCACACCUUUGGUGCUUAUUUCGGCUUGAUGGUUUCACGGGCCCUGUACCAGCCCCACAAGGACAAGAGGAAGAGGGAAGAGCGGCAGGACACGGGGCAGCAGACGGAUUUCUUUGCUGUGGCUGGAACCAUCUACCUGUGGAUCUUCUGGCCCAGCUUCACCUCCACCACCACUGUCCACGACAGUGCUGAGAACUGGGCAGUGCUCAACACCUACUUCUCUCUGGUGGCGAGUACUGUUGCCACCUUCAUCCUCUGUCCUGUCCUCUACGAGGAGAGCACCCCACGGAUGGUUCAGAUCCAGGACGCCACCCUGGCUGGCAUGGCCGUGAUGGGUAUGGCUGGGGAGAUGCUGGUCACCCCCUUUGGGGCCCUCAUCGCAGGGUUUCUGGUUGGCCUGAUCUCCCCACUUGGCUUCAGAUUCUUCACGCCCGUUCUACGCUCCAGGCUGAAAAUCCAGGACACGUGUGGGGUCCACAACGUCCACGGGCUGCCUGGGAUACUGGGGGCCUUGCUGGGGACACUGCUGACGCUGCUGGCCACUGCAGACACUUACGGUGACAGGCUGGAGCUUGUGUUCCCACUGGUGACCCCGGGCAGCCGGACAGUCACUUACCAAGCACUCAUGCAGCUCAGUGCCCUGCCCCUCACCCUGCUGCUUGCAGCCCUCGGGGGCUGGCUCACAGGUAAACUCCUGAAAACCAAGCUGCUGAGGGGCUCCCCGGACGCGCAGUCCAUGGAAAACAGCGUCUUCUGUGAGGUGGCCGAGGAAGGCUGUGACCCCGGGGCAAGCAGCAAAGAGCUGGGCACCAGCACCUUGGUGUGAUGACCACGAAGCCCCGGUGAGGUCCUGCACCACCCAUGGUCUGUCACUGCCAAUGCCAGCGGGCUUCUGGCAGCCUGAACUUCCCCAGAGCAGCCUGCUCUGGAGACAAGCCGUGCUUGUUCCCAUCUGGGAGCCAGCUCCUGGUCCCAAACGUUUUGGGAACAGCUGGGCAUCCACAGGACUUUGCAGGGUGAAGAGGUGCUGCAGUGUCCCGGUGCUUGUUGUGAGAGCAACACGGCUCCUGCUCCCAGAGUCACCUUGGGGUGCCCAGGCUUGGCUCAGACACUUCCCCUCUCUGCUCCUUGCCUCAGUUUCCCCAUCAGCUGCUCUCUGAAGGAAGGCAAUGGAGGGGAGAAGGGGUGAUUUUUUUGGGGAGUGGACACAGGAGGCUCAACAGAAAGCAACAAAGACU
Messenger RNA from Sturnus vulgaris (Common starling), 1786 nucleotides. It is a transcript of the gene RHBG, whose product is annotated as Rh family B glycoprotein. Gene Ontology annotation, biological process: ammonium transmembrane transport; ammonium homeostasis. Gene Ontology annotation, cellular component: plasma membrane. The record is from RefSeq and is a predicted model, not a curated record. NCBI's taxonomy places the organism in Eukaryota, Metazoa, Chordata, Aves, Passeriformes, Sturnidae. Gene Ontology annotation, molecular function: ammonium channel activity.